This is a messenger RNA of Sabethes cyaneus, 1663 nucleotides long. RefSeq names its product zinc finger protein 883-like. The record is from RefSeq and is a predicted model, not a curated record. Gene Ontology annotation, cellular component: nucleus. Bases 134 to 1663 code for a protein of 509 amino acids. The transcript is spliced from 4 exons. NCBI's taxonomy places the organism in Eukaryota, Metazoa, Arthropoda, Insecta, Diptera, Culicidae. Gene Ontology annotation, molecular function: DNA-binding transcription activator activity, RNA polymerase II-specific; zinc ion binding; RNA polymerase II cis-regulatory region sequence-specific DNA binding. Gene Ontology annotation, biological process: regulation of transcription by RNA polymerase II.
UUAUGCGGUUGUAUCGCGGCUAUCUCCUGAGCGCGUUACCACCGCCGCAGCAGGAGGAUUUAUUAUAAGCGCCGCAAUAAAUUGGGAACAUUUUUGUCGUGUUCAAGCUAAAAAGCGUAACGUACUGUUUACCAUGUUUGAAGUAUGUUGCCGUUUAUGCUUGGAGCAAACGCAUAUCAACAAGAUGUAUUCACUAUAUAGCAAACACAAAUUAUACACAAUUCGUGAUAAAAUUUACCAAUUGUUUCAAAUUGAGUUUUCAGAUACUGAAAAGCUGUCUGCGGUUUGCGUUCAAUGUCUGGAGAGAAUUGAUGUCGUGGACGACAUUCGUAAUCUUUUUAUAGAAUCUGAUAAAAAACUUCGAAGUAUUUUGUAUAGCGAUUCGAAUGAAGCGGUAAACUGUACAAAAAUAACUUUACCGCCUUCAAAAAAUAAAGAGGUGGCUUGCUUUAAAAACGAAGAAUAUGACACAGUGGAUUGCGAAACCGGAGCAUUGCAACAAACUUCAAUUUCCGAUUUAGUUGAUAACCAGUGUGUUGCGCAGUCUUCAAACUCAAAAGACUCGGACAUUGAGGAAAAUUCAGUUCUCGAAAUUUUGGAUGACGAACCUGAAUAUCUGUCAGAUACAGAAGUUUCUGUAUACGACGAAGAAUUAGUACCUGAAGAAAUCAUCUCUGAAGAAGAGUUAAAUGAGAUUAACAAUGCGCAAUACGUUGUAAUUUAUACGUCUGAGCAAAGCAGUGAUACCGUACUGGAAAACACCGAAACAAAAAUUGCUACGGAUUGUACAUACGGAUUAUUAGAAGUCAACAACCAGACAUCUUUGACAAAUGAUGAAUGCGAUCAAAAUAAUAUUAGAUUCUCCUGCAAUGUAUGCAAUGAAGUGUUUGUGAACAGAAUGUUACUCGCUACGCAUACCAAAACUGUUCACUUAACAGAGUAUCCAGAUGAUUGCAAGCAGUGUUUAAUGGUGUUUAAAUCAAACUGCGAUUUAAAAACCCACGAUUGUAAUGAAAAGUCUUGCAUAAAAUGUCCAGAAUGUACCCAAAAUUUUCAGAAUUUGAAAACUCUCCAUCUUCAUAUUCGUAAUGCUCACACAAAACGGACAUAUUCUAACCUAUGUCAAUCUCGAAAAGUUAUUUUAUAUAAAUGUGAUUUUUGUACGGAGAUCCUGCCAACCUCACUUAAGCUUAUAGAACAUGGAAAGCUUUUGCAUCCCAAUGAAUUCAUACUUCAUUCAUGCAAUAGAUGCGAUCAAUGCUUUGGAAAUAAACAAUCAUUUCGUUCACAUUUGUUGGCUCACGACAAAAACUACGAAUGCAGACAUUGUGGUAAGUUAUGUCCGACAGCGGUAUCCCUCGCUGGGCAUGAAAAUACCCACACACGCGACCAACCAUUUCAAUGUUCACAGUGUGAUCGUAAUUUCGCGCAAUAUACCAGCAUGCGUAGGCACAUGAAAAUUCAUUUCAACGAAAAAGCUUAUCAGUGUGACUUUUGUCCAAAGCGGUUUAGACAACGAUCCGUUAUGCUAACUCACCGGCGAAUACACACAGGCGAAAAACCAUUUAACUGCGAAGUAUGUAGUAAAUCGUUCCGCGAUCAUAGCACUUUAGCCAAACACAAAAAAAUUCACACUAAAGCAAAUCAAAAUAAGAAAAGCUGA